Belonocnema kinseyi is the source of this 2747-nucleotide messenger RNA. It is a transcript of the gene Pop1, whose product is annotated as ribonucleases P/MRP protein subunit POP1. The transcript has 3 exons. Gene Ontology annotation, biological process: tRNA 5'-leader removal. Lineage: Eukaryota; Metazoa; Arthropoda; Insecta; Hymenoptera; Cynipidae. The record is from RefSeq and is a predicted model, not a curated record. Gene Ontology annotation, cellular component: nucleolar ribonuclease P complex; ribonuclease MRP complex. Bases 60 to 2714 code for a protein of 884 amino acids.
GCAGUUCGGUACGGCAUUUUUGGUUAUUUUAAAGCAGAAUUACAAAAUAAUUGACAACAAUGGAUAAAGAACAAUUUGAUAAUUUUCUUGGUGGUUCUCAAGAACUGCCACAUGAAGCGAAUAUUUUGAAAAUUGCAGCCGCAAGAGCCAGUGAAAUUAAGGCAAUGAAUCAGUCUCUCGUUACAGAAAAUCCCAAGCAAAACAAGUUAAUUUUCCAAAAACUACCUCGCCACAUGCGCCGUAGAAUAAUGUCCCACAACGUGAAACGAAUGCCCCGUCGAUUGCGAGAAUCCCACCACAAUCAGAUGUCAAAAUCGGGAUUGCCACAGGGAAACAAGAAAGUUCCGUCGCGAAAAUACCGCAGACGACCGCGAAAUCUCCUCCUAGAAUACAAUCGUCGAAAACGCGAGAAAUUCUGGCUCGAGACUCACAUUUGGCACGCAAAGCGAUUCAAAAUGACCGAAAAGUGGGGCUUCAAAUUAGCCGAGCAUCCAAACGACAAAUGCUUCAAAGCAAAUUACCGAGCAGUCGCCGCACAUUCUUUAAUCCAGGACAUUUCCUAUUUCACCUGUCUAGAAAUUUCCGGUCCUCUCGACACUUUGAUUUCUGCCCUCGCAAAACAUUCCGAUCCCUCCUUCGAUUUUCGAAACGAAUCUCUCAUCAACGGGGCAAAAGAGGGCGCAAUUAUGUUUUACAGAAAGGGAGGAUUUCCGGAAUUUCCCUUAGGAAAUGUUAAUUUUAUCUGGAGGCCUAGAAUUUCUGAUGAAAGAACUGGCUCUGAUCCAAAUGAAAUUUCGGACUCUAAUAAAACGAUCUGGCUCUGGAUUCACCCUGGAUCUUACCAAGAAAUUUUCCACGAGCUCAUUUCCAAUUUCGAGUUUGAAUUCAAGUCCGAAUCGGAGGAGAUUUUUGAGAACGAGGAGUAUACGGAUCUGGAAAAAAUGCCCUCGGCUUUCAAAAUCCUCCAGGUAAUCAAAACUCCGGUUUAUAAAAACGAGAAAUGCGAGAUGAUUGUUUUGAGGAAUUCCCUAAAUCGGUUUCGAAUUUCGGGACCUUUGUCACUCUCCGUUCUGACCGAGGCUCUGAAACUCACGAAAAUAAAAACCGAUCAGAUCAAAGUGGACGCUAAAAGUGAAUCUGAAAAUCAAGAAGUAGAAAUAAUCGAGAAGAGUGGAGAAAAAAUGGAUACAGAUGAAGAAAUUCUUUCUUGGGACCAAGUUUUCUACUCGAAAAAGGAAAAUCUAGAUGCUUUUCAAGUUCAGAAGAGUCUUUUUGAGAAAUUGAAGAGUCUCAAAUCGCCGGAUCAAGUUCCUGCUAAUUCGGUCAUUGCUUUGACGGUUUUGGAUCCAAGAUUUAAUUUUCCGGAAAAAAGAACAAAGGCGGGGAAAAAUGCGGCUGAAGAUAAGGAAGAUGAGGAAAUGGAUUUGAAUGUGGAGGAGAAUUUGGUGCCGGGUUUAGCGAAUCAAAGUGGAAUUUGGGAAUUGGGAGUGAGAGAUGAUGUUACGAAGAAUUUGAUGGCGACGAGCCAGAUUCAUAAAAUGAGGAGGGAAGUUUUGGUUCCCGGGAUGGAGAACGAUGGGUGGUUUGACGAGGAGAAAAUGCACAAGAUUCCGAUUAUUUUGGUACAGAAACCCGAGAUUCGCAGACCUGGAGGCGCCACUCAAAGACGAAGAGGUUUCGCAUCCGGUUUUGACAUCAUCAUCCCCGCCGGUUGGUCCCUGCCUUUCUGGCUCUCCUUCAUUUUCCGUUGCGUGAGACCCGGAGGCCUCAGAGAAUCCAGAUCCAUAAUUUUCGAGUCCCUCAACAUGUCCUCGCCAGAUCUCUUCCAUCCCGGAACUCCCGCCUACAAACGCGAGUCCCUCCACAGAAAGCAAAAACUGAAAGAAACCUACUUCAGACAUCCUCCAAAUCGUCGAGUGAAUUACCUCAAAUUCGGAAUCACAUCACCCUUCUCCUGUGAAUGGGAAAUCCUCAGAAAAGAGUGGCAAGCCGAGGGCGAAUUUUUCACUCUCCGUGAAAAAAACGUUCUGCAAAGUCUCGACGAGAAUCUCACCCAGCGACGAAGAGGUCGGAAAUUUCAAAAAGCAAAAACUGUCCAAAUCGAGCCGCUGAACAUUGAAUCAGAGAAGAGAAAUAAUUGCCUGGUACCGGUUAAAGUGACAGUCGAGAGGAAAGGAGUGGCCGAAGAUUUUGCCAUCAUUUGUCUCCCGACUGACGAGGACCUGGACAAUUUCAGGAAGAGGAAAAAAUGGUCGGGACCAGUCGAAACUCCCAAGUCGGACCCGUUCGAGAAGGAGAGAACGAAUUCGAGGAGGAGGCAUUUGGAACUUUUGAAGAGAUUGAGGAAGCAGAGAGUGCGAAGGAAGAAGAAAUUGGAGAGUGCGGAAAAUGAGAUUGAGAUUUUGAAUUUGAGGAAAUUGAUCGAUGAGAAAUUGAGGGAUACGAAUAAGAAAAUUGUUGAGGACCAGGCGAGGAGAAUGGAGGAACUGUCGCUUCCGGAAUGUAAGCGGGUUCGAUUUUCCUGUGAUCGAGAGAUUAUGGGAUUUGUGGAACAGGGGGGAUUUUGUCUCUCGGAGGCGAAGGGAGUUGGGAGGGGUUACGUUGUUUUCGAGGCUUUGAAAGGUUUGAUUAGUAAAAAAAGAGAUCUUGUGUUGAUUAGAAAUACUCAGUCGAGGCAAUACAGGUUUGCGAGUCUCGAAGUUCUUGUCACUUGAUUACUUUUUUUUUUUUUUAGUUUUUUUUUUAGU